This is a messenger RNA of Pan troglodytes (chimpanzee), 9158 nucleotides long. It is a transcript of the gene TASOR2, whose product is annotated as transcription activation suppressor family member 2. The record is from RefSeq and is a predicted model, not a curated record. Lineage: Eukaryota; Metazoa; Chordata; Mammalia; Primates; Hominidae. The transcript has 25 exons. Gene Ontology annotation, biological process: negative regulation of gene expression, epigenetic. Gene Ontology annotation, cellular component: nucleoplasm. Bases 393 to 8468 code for a protein of 2691 amino acids.
GAGCCCGCCCAGGUCUGCAGGGUCCUGGGGUCCUGCGGGUUCUGUAGGGUUCCCUGGUGUGUGGAGUCCCCACCCGCUACAAGCUCCGUUGGGUCUACGGAGUGUGCGGGGAUCUCCCAGCCCUGUUGGCUGUACGGGCUCAGUGGGGUUUGCAGGGAUCCCCUCGUUCUGUGGGGUCCGUGGGCGCCGAGUCAGGGCCAUGCCCCUGGGCUCCGCUCGCGGAGCCGGCGUCGCCCUUGUUGACUUUCAAAAGGCGCCGCCGGCCCCGUGCCCUACACGUUCUGCACGCCCUGCGCGGAGUUCCCCGCCCUGGCGCACUGGCCUUGGCUGGCGGGAGGGGGCCGGAGGGGCUGCCGGCGGAGCAGAGACACAGCCCCCCUCCCCGACACACCAUGAGCAUUUAUGACAUUAACAGAGAACAGGACUAUGUCAAGAAUUCUGAGGGUAUACUUGGUGAAAAUGAAUUAAGACCACCCUCCCAGCUACAUUCUCUCUUAGAGAAGAUCGAGACAGGGUCCCUAUCAGAAAAGAUUUUUGAGACAGUGUCCUUGAGUUCAGACUCUCUCUUCCAGAGGGCAGUUUCACUCCUCCAUACUUCUUACUUGGACUCUUCAUCUGAGCAUGGUUUUCAGUACAGUCAAGUGACUUUGGUGAAAAAUGACAUUUUCUUAAAUGAGUACAAAACUUUUUACCAACAAAAAAAAGCAAGUAGCUAUACUCAGGAAGAACUUCAAGACACUUACGGGUUUCUUCUGUUUGAUACUGAAAAGCAGGCAAAAUUGGUAUGUCAGCGUGGACUCCGUGUUGGCAGCAGUGCUGUUACCACUCUGGGUGAUCCAGCCAAAGGUGUAUACAUUUCCAAAUACUCCGACUAUCUUCAUCCAAGACCAUGGUAUCAUGGGAAAUCUGGUUAUGUUGUAAUUUUUAAUAUAAUUAAGGGAAAAGUCAAGUUUGUGUCUGAGAAUUAUACAACUAACUAUACUAAGCCAUCUUCUGGCUAUGAUUGCCACGUGUCUGAAAAUACUAACAAGGUUUCUAACAAGACGAGUCAUUUUCGUGCCUUUGAACUGAGUCAGUAUUACUUUUACGAACUUUCAGGCAACACCGUUAUUGAACGACCCAGACAGAUCUGUCCUUAUGUAAUUGUAGCUUUUCGAUACAGGGAACCUAAAACUAUGGCACCACCAGCUCAUAAAAGCAUACUUGAACGCAGUGAAAAUGUUCUCAUGUCUCCAUGGAAAGGGAAAUUAAUUGUUCAAGACCGUAUGCUAUGUGAUAUAGCUCUUUGGUCCACUUACGGUGCAAUGAUUCCAACACAGCUACCGCAGGAACUAGAUUUUAAAUAUGUGAUGCAAGUGUCUUCCUUGAAAAAAAGACUACCAGAGGCUGCCUUCAGAAAACAGAAUUACUUGGAGGAGAAAGUCUGUUUUCAAGAUUUGUGCUUCAAUUUGUAUGAGGUAGAACUGUCAAACAGACAAGGGGAAAAUAUAGAUAAAUUAACAGAAUGUAUUAAAAACAAGCAAUUGGCAAUCAUCAAAUGCUUAGAAGAUCGAGGGUUUUUCAUUUUACUUACAUCAUCAGCCUUACUAUCAGAACCAGAUUUUGGAAGCAAGCAGAUGGGUCUGCAUGGGUUACAUUUAUUUCAUUCACCCCUGUCAACAGGGGUGAAAGAUUUGAAAGUUGAAGAUGACAUCUCAAUGAAGGUGAUACCUAUUUUACCUACCCUUAAUUGUGCCCUGCUAGAAACAAAGAAAUCACUUCCUGAAGAAAGAAUCCAUCCAAACACAUUAGUAAAGCGUCAUUUCCAAGAAUUGUACAAGGCGGACAGAAGCCCUUCAUUGAGUGUUGCUCCGCAGGAUAGAAUGAAAGACCCUACAUUCUUGGGGAAACUGCCCAGUGGUUUUGACUUGAUUCCUCCAGCUGAAAAGUGCCCUUCAGAGUCUUUAACUCAGUUGAACUCUUAUUUUUCAGACCCUAGUGCUUACAUUUUGGAAGUGUCUAGUGCUUUGGACUUGCUAGCAGAGCAUCCUCAGUCUCCUUGUGUUUCAGAUGGAAUUUGUGAUGCUGGAUUUUCCUUAGUUAUGACUCCAGAUCCUGAAUUUCUUGUCUCAGAGGCAGAAGUGAGAAAAGAAACUGAAACGAAAAAGGAUUCUGAAGAAAUGUUGAAAGCAAAGAAGAGAGUUUUUCCAUUGAGUCCAGCGUCAAAUCUGAGAGUGCAGCCUAAGAGGAAGGCCAGCAUGCCCCACACGGUGCAGAGUAAAAAGGUGAACUUGUGCCGCCCCUUUCCCAAAAGAACUGCUUCCAGAGCAGACAACAGCUCGGACUCUCCAACAACUCUAAAGUUAGUUAAAGGACAGUUUCCUCAGAAAAGAAAAAGAGGUGCGGAAGUGCUGACUGCACAGUUUGUACAGAAAACCAAAUUGGAUAGGAAAAACCAAGAAGCUCCUAUUUCUAAAGAUGUUCCAGUGCCAACAAAUGCUAAAAGGGCAAGGAAACAAGAGAAAUCUCCAGUGAAAACUGUUCCAAGGGCUAAGCCACCUGUGAAGAAAUGUCCACAAAAACAGAGAGUAAAUAUAGUAAAAGGCAAUGAGAACCCCAGAAACAGAAAGCAGCUACAACCUGUCAAAGGAGAAACUGCUUCAAAGCUUCAAUCAGAAAUUUCAAGAGAUGGUCAAGAAGAUGGGAUUAGCAUAAAUAGUGUUCAACCAGAAAAUACCACAGCGGCUCACAAUGAUCUUCCUGAAAACUCCAUCGUCAACUAUGACUCCCAGGCCCUAAAUAUGUUAGCCGAUCUAGCAUUAAGCUCUGCUACUUCUUCCACACCAGUAUCUGAGGCUAGAAAUCUUCACUGUUCCUCUGAAUUGCCACAAAAUGAUGUUUUGCUCUCUAAAGAAAAUUCUUUGCGAGGUACAUCUGACCAUGAAUAUCAUAGAGGAGUUAAAAGUCAAAAAGGUGAAUUACUACCUAACCCAUCUUCUGAUAGGAAGAGUAAUUCUGGAUCAGACUUAACUGUUAGCCAAGAUGAAGAAAGCUUGGUUCCUUGUAGUCAGGCCCCUGCUAAAGCCCAGUCAGCACUUACUGAGGAAAUGCUAGAAUCUUCAGAUGCAAGCCAAAGCUCUUCUGUUUCUGUGGAACAUUCAUAUGCCCUGCUCCUUAGAGAACAUUCAAAGAAACAUCUACAGGAGAGAGAGAUACUAAGCCCUCUGUUUCCCAGGAAUGGGACAAAAAGCCCUGAAGCAGCAACCCCAGUGGGGAAAGUCAUGCCAUUUUGGCAUCAGCCCGGCCUUUUGCUUCAGCAAAAGCCUCCUGACGACCCCGUGGUAAAGCCCAAGGAUCGACCAACGUCUGCCCGUGUGAAAAAAUCUUCCUGCUCUCGUAUAGUGUUUAGCUGUGAUGACUCCGUUAAGAUCACUUUCAAAUGUGAAACAGAAUAUGCAUUCAGUUUAGACAGCAAAUAUACCAACAACCCACUGGAGAAAACUGUAGUAAGAGCAUUACAUGGGCCCUGGAAUACUGAUUUGCCUGAUAAUGUGGAAGAAGUGAAGCUUUUACUUCAUAUGUGGGUAGCUCUGUUUUACAGCAAUCAGAACAAAGUCAUACGAUCUUCCCGAAAGGUUGUAGAACACAGCAACCCAGCAAAAUAUGUGUCUAUAAAUAGCACGUUAGAAUCUUGUGAGCUCCGUGAAAUUGAGGAGUCCCUUGGUUUGGAAAAAUGUUCUGCAGACCCUCUGUUGGAGACUAACGAAAUUUCCAGGGGUCAUGCUGCUGAAGUAUCCUUCCGUGAUCCUAACUGCUUGCUUCCUUUCAUUAAAACACCACUUACCCAAGGCUUGGAACUCUGUGUACAAAAUGAACAGAAAAAAGCUUUUGCAAGAGAGUGUGAUCCAGACACCCAAGAAGACCAGAAUUUCAUCUGUUCUUACAAUAAUGAGGUAAUUGGGGAAGAAGCUAAACAAGAAUCAUUGGAGACUUCUAAUCUUGUGCUUUCGGGUAUUGGAAGUACACAAACUAAUGGACCUUCUGUUCCUAGUGAAGAAGAAAUUGUUCAGCCACUGGAUAGCACAAGAGUGGCUUCUUACAGUGGCACUGUUACUCAAGCCACAUUCACCAGGACUUACGAUGGGCCUGGCAGUCAGCCAGUGAUAUGUCAGAGCUCUGUGUACGGUACCCUUGAAAACAAAGUGGAUGUUCUUGAUGCAGCAAUGCAAACAAAAACAGGUACUUUACAGGACCUUAUCCAACAUGGCAGCCGCAUAAACAAUGAAUGUCACCCUUCCUUGGAAAGAAAGGAUGAUAAUAUGGGGUGUGCAGUGAUUAACCCGGAACCAGUUACUCUCACCUUUGAAAAAAAUGCACAUGUACCAAUACAGACAGAAGGUGUAAAUACAGCUGAUGAACCUACAACCUUUAAUAAGGAGUUGAUUAAGCAAGUAUCACCUGCUGCAAGCCUUAGACAUCCUGUAUCCACCUCGGAAAAUGCACAAACACAAGGCCUGAGGGACAUUCCCUCUCUAGUAGUUGCAGGACAGAAAGGCACUAAGUACCUUUGUGCCUCCUCAGUAGGUAGAGAGACACUUGAUAAAGAAAUGUGUUCAUUACAGAAAGAGAUGCCUCUUCCAGUCUCUCUACCAUCUGAUAAAACAAUGGUAAUGGAGGCAUUAUCAUUAGUUAAAAGUUCUAGUUAUCUAUUACCCAGUGAAGAAGUGAGAUGCACUCAGGAUUUCCUUUCACAGACUCAGAGUCUCCUCAGCCUAUCUUCAGAAGGACUUCUAGAACUGACACAGGUUGAAGUGGACUCAUCAUCAGCCUCUACCACCUUGGGAAAGCAGUGUUCACUUAACUGCAUUUCAUCAGGAUGCCACACAUCAGGUGACUCUUUAGAACUAAGGAAGAAUCACAAGAAUGGUCCAAACACUGAAAAUAUGAAUUUGGAAGCGUUUGAUUCAGUAUUUAUCAAACAAACAAGCCUGUCUGUGAGUAGAGAGGUCAGCCUAGAGUUAUCAGAGGAAGAUUCUGACAUUGACUUAGCUCUAACAAUAUCACCACCUACAAGUCCCAGAGAAGAAAUGCCAGCUGGUGAAAUAGAGCAAUUUGAGGAGGCCCCAUUCUCAAAUUUAGAACUUCAGGAUGUAGCUGAGGAAAUAGGUGAACCGGAAGAGGUGGCUCUCACAGAAAGCAGAGAAGUGAAUUCUGCUGACAAUGUGUCAGUAUAUCCCUCAGUGUCAGAAGAACCAGUAGAAAAUAAGGAGAGAAAGGGGGAUAAUUUACAACCAGUUACUUUAAUACUUUCUAAAGAAAAUUGCACCCUUGAGAUUGCAGAGGAAAUUAAUGUGACCUCUGAUUUUCCCUUUGAUUCUGUAAUUGAGGAAGUAUCACCAGCUUCUAGUCCUGAACCUCCAGUACCAGUUAAAGAGACACGACCAUAUCAGGCUGUGACUCCAUGCAUUUUAAAACUUCAUGGUACACAGUGUGAGAAGAGCAACCAAAUCUCCCAAUGUGAGUCAGAAGACUUAGGCAUAACAGAAAAAGAAAAUGUUUUUGUUGGUCCUACCCAUCCAGUGGGGCAAGAUAACUUUACCCAGGUACAACAAAUGCAGGUCUCUGCCGAAAUGCCUCUAAUAUUAACUCAUCAUCCAGGAAGAACAGGUAGACCAACCCUUCCUGGUAAAGUAACUGAGGAAAUUGUCUCAAGUGAGCAUGAUGAGGGUUUAUCUUUCUCAGGAAAGGUGCAGUGCUAUGGUAGGGAGUUAAACCAGCCUGGCUCAGCUGCCAAAUGCACAGGUGACUUCAGUCCUUCUCCUGAAAAACUGGUAAAAUCAGGAAAUCCAUUGCAGCCAGUUAGUAUAGAGAACAGAAAUUUGGACUUAAAACAUCUUGUCUUGGAGUCCAGUGAACCUCCAUUUGGUCCUAGAAAUGUUAUUGAAAAUAAGUCUUUGUCUGACACAUUGGUUUCCACAACUGCACCAAGUGGUAUAGUGAAUGUGUCAGUAAAACAGCAGACUAGCCCUAAAAGCAGUCAGAACCAUCUCUUUCCCGGUGAUUUGAAAACAGAUGAAGGCAUUUAUCUGCAGGUGAAGUCCUUGACAGCUGCCUCGGUUGAUGGAGCUUAUUCUACACAGGGAUGCAUGUGCUCAGUGGUCCCCACGCUUUGUUCUUCCUCAGACAAUGCUACAUUAACCCAUUAUGUAAGACGAAUAAGUGCAGAGCCAGCGUUUCAAGCACAGGAAAUACCAGCAGGCAGAAGGGCCAGUUUGCUUAAGAAUGGUGAGCCUGAAGCUGAGUUACAUAAAGAAACCACAGGUCCAGGCACUGCUGGCCCUCAGUCCAACACCACAUCUUCUCUAAAAGGUGAACGUAAAGCCAUCCACACGCUGCAAGAUGUGUCAACAUGUGAAACAAAGGAGCUGUUGAAUGUCGGGGUUUCCUCCCUUUGUGCUGGUCCCUACCAAAAUACAGCAGACACCAAGGAAAACCUCAGUAAAGAGCCUUUGGCCUCCUUUGUUUCAGAAUCCUUUGAUACUUCUGUUUGUGGAAUAGCCACAGAGCACGUAGAAAUUGAGAACAGUGGGGAGGGGCUCAGGGCUGAGGCUGGUUCUGAAACCCUAGGCAGAGAUGGAGAGGUCAGUGUGAAUUCCGACAUGCACUAUGAACUCUCUGGAGAUUCUGAUCUAGACCUGCUUGGUGAUUGUAGAAAUCCCAAAUUCGAUUUGGAGGAUUCUUAUACUUUAAGAGGUAGUUACACCAGGAAAAAAGAUGUUCCCACAGAUGGCUAUGAGUCGUCGUCGAACUUCCACAACAACAACCAAGAGGACUGGGGCUGCUCUAGCUGGGUUCCAGGCAUGGAGACGAGCCUCCCUCCCGGGCACUGGACUGCUGCGGUAAAGAAAGAAGAGAAGUGUGUGCCGCCUUACGUCCAAAUCCGAGAUCUCCACGGGAUCCUCAGGACUUACGCCAACUUCUCUAUAACAAAAGAACUCAAAGACACCAUGAGAACUUCACACAGCCUGAGGAGGCACCCGAGUGUCACUGCAAACUGUGGCCUGCCCAGCUCCUGGACAAGCACUUGGCAGGUGGCAGACGACCUCACCCAGAACACUUUAGACCUGGAGUAUCUGCGUUUUGCACAUAAACUAAAACAGACCAUAAAGAAUGGGGAUUCUCAGCAUUCUGCCUCCUCUGCCAAUGUCUUUCCAAAGGAGUCACCAACCCAGAUCUCCAUUGGUGCUUUCCCUUCGACAAAAAUCUCUGAAGCCCCAUUUCUGCAUCCUGCACCUAGGAGCAGAAGCCCCCUUCUGGUAACAGUUGUGGAGUCAGAUCCCAGACCACAGGGGCAGCCCAGGAGAGGCUACACAGCCAGCAGUCUGGACAGCUCUUCCUCUUGGAGAGAGAGGUGUAGUCAUAAUAGAGAUCUUAGAAAUUCUCAAAGAAAUCACACUGUUUCAUUCCACCUCAACAAACUGAAAUACAACAGUACUGUGAAGGAAUCUCGGAAUGAUAUUUCACUUAUUCUCAAUGAGUAUGCUGAAUUCAACAAGGUGAUGAAGAAUAGCAACCAAUUCAUUUUCCAAGACAAAGAGCUAAAUGAUGUUUCUGGAGAAGCCACUGCUCAAGAGAUGUAUCUGCCUUUCCCAGGACGGUCAGCCUCCUAUGAAGACAUAAUCAUAGACGUGUGCACCAAUUUGCACGUCAAACUAGGAAGUGUUGUGAAAGAGGCUUGUAAAAGUACCUUCCUGUUCUACCUUGUCGAAACAGAAGACAAAUCAUUCUUUCUAAGAACAAAGAACCUUCUGAGGAAAGGAGGCCAUACAGAAAUUGAACCUCAGCACUUCUGUCAGGCUUUCCACAGAGAGAAUGAUACACUAAUCAUCAUCAUCAGAAAUGAAGAUAUAUCAUCACAUUUGCAUCAGAUUCCUUGUUUGCUGAAGCUGAAGCAUUUCCCCAGUGUCAUCUUUGCUGGAGUAGACAGCCCUGGAGAUGUUCUUGAUCACACCUACCAAGAACUGUUUCGUGCAGGAGGCUUUGUGAUAUCAGAUGACAAGAUACUAGAAGCUGUAACAUUAGCUCAACUGAAGGAAAUUAUCAAAAUCCUGGAAAAACUAAAUGGAAAUGGAAGAUGGAAGUGGUUGCUUCACUACAGGGAAAAUAAAAAGCUAAAAGAAGAUGAAAGAGUGGAUUCAACUGCACAUAAGAAGAACAUAAUGUUGAAGUCAUUUCAGAGUGCAAAUAUCAUUGAAUUGCUUCAUUAUCACCAGUGUGACUCUCGAUCAUCAACAAAAGCAGAAAUUCUGAAAUGUUUGCUAAACCUGCAAAUUCAGCAUAUUGAUGCCAGGUUUGCUGUCCUCCUAACAGACAAGCCUACUAUCCCCAGAGAAGUCUUUGAAAAUAGUGGAAUCCUUGUUACAGAUGUAAAUAACUUUAUAGAAAACAUAGAAAAAAUAGCAGCUCCAUUUAGGAGUAGCUAUUGGUGACUCAACUACAGCCUGCCUGGAUAUGGAUGAUGCCAAUAAAAAAUUAGUAUUUUCCCUUUGGAAAACUUGUGAACAUGUGAAUACACAUGUGAACAGUCUGAAAAAUCAAUGUUCUACAACUUGGAAAGUUUUCAUUUUUUAUAUUUUGCUGAAAUAUGUCACAGUGGCAUUGUAGUUGUCUGUUAGCUUUGGGUUGCAGUGCUACAUAUUGUUUUAAAUUAUUUUCAUUUUAAAUAAGAUGCCUUCUAAGCUAUUGAGCUUAUUAAAAAUAAUUUUACAUGUUGGAGCAAAAAUAAGUCUAUUUUAACAAAUAGCUUUGUUUUUGCAUGCUAAUGUCAGAAAGGCAUACAGUGCACAUUAUGCUGUUUUAAAGGUUUUACCACCCUUGUAAAAACUAUAAUCUUAAAUGGUUUUAUUUGCUGUUACACAAACAACACUACAUAAAACAUUUUUUCCUAAAUGGUACAAAUUUAUAAACUAUCAUUUUUCACUUACGGUAUUUGUAAAUACUACACUACAAAAAUCAGCUUUCUGAGAAAGAAAUAAUCAUUUAUUUAUGAUAUUGAAAAUUUCUACAGUAAACACUCAAAACCAAGCAAAAAACAUUUGUAAGAUACAUGGUAUCUAUUUGGAGCAACGGUUUUUGUAACUAAUGUGUUUCAUUUUUUAAAUAAAGACAACUAAAAAUCA